AUGGAGGCGCCGCCCGGCGGCCGCCUUCCCGCCGAGGGCUCCCAGCCGCCGGCCGUAGCCGAGGUGCGCUGCCCCGGCCCCGGGCCGCUGCGCCUGCUCGAGUGGAGGGUGGCGGCUGGCGCUGCCGUGCGCAUCGGCUCUGUGCUGGCUGUGUGCGAGGCCGCCGCCUCCACGCAGCCCUCCGGGCCCGCCCCUGUCCGCACUGGCUCCGGAGGUUGCGUGCGCGCGGAGCGCAGGCUGAGGUCGGAGCGCGCGGGCGUGGUGCGAGAACUGUGCGCGCAGCCGGGCCAGGUGGUGGCCCCCGGGGCGGUCCUGGUACGCUUAGAAGGAUGUAGUCACCCCGUCGUCAUGAAGGGCCUGUGCGCCGAGUGUGGCCAGGACCUGACCCAGCUGCAGAGCAAGAACGGGCGGCAGCAGGUGCCGCUGUCCACGGCCACCGUGUCCAUGGUGCACAGCGUCCCCGAGCUCAUGGUUAGCUCCGAGCAAGCUGAAAAGCUGGGGAGGGAAGACCAGCAGCGCCUGCACCGCAACAGGAAGCUGGUGCUCAUGGUGGACUUGGACCAGACGCUGAUCCACACCACGGAGCAGCACUGCCAGCAGAUGUCCAACAAGGGCAUCUUCCACUUCCAGCUGGGCCGGGGCGAGCCCAUGCUGCACACGCGCCUGCGUCCCCACUGCAAGGAGUUCCUGGAGAAGGUGGCCCGGCUGUACGAGCUGCACGUGUUCACGUUUGGCAGCCGGCUGUACGCGCACACCAUCGCAGGCUUUUUAGACCCUGAGAAAAAGCUGUUUUCUCAUCGAAUAUUAUCGAGGGACGAAUGUAUUGACCCGUUUUCCAAAACAGGGAACCUUAGAAACCUCUUUCCCUGUGGAGACUCCAUGGUUUGCAUCAUCGACGACCGAGAAGAUGUCUGGAAGUUCGCCCCCAACCUGAUAACUGUGAAGAAGUACGUCUACUUCCAGGGCAUUGGGGACAUCCAUGCCCCAUCUGCGCCCCGGGAGCCCCCAGCAAGGAAGAGAGGUGCCGACGCCGCAGAGCAGCCUCUGUCCAUCAGGGACUCCGAGGAAGGAAGACCAGCGUCUGCAGUGGAGAGUAAUGGCCUUGGGAGGCCCACCCGGGAGCUCAACGGGGGCCUGGGCCCUCGGGGGGUCUGGCCCUGCCAGGAGGAGGAAAGGGCCGCCCGGCCCACCACCUGCACCCCCUCGACUGACGGCCGUGGGUCUUCGGCGGGCGCCCAGCUGCGCGGAAAGACCCCGCCAGAGAAGAGGCCCGUGCGGGGUCCAGCUGGCCCCGACCCAGACCCGGACGUGCCCAGCGACAGCGGGAGCAGCAGCGAGUCUGAGGGCCAGCCCUCGCCCACCCCCUCCGAUGGGGAGAGCAGGGAGAGGAGGACCCGGAGGAAGCCCCAGGCCUCCCGUGAAGCUGGGAAGGCCACGCAGCAGGGAGGCCCCCCAGGUCCAGCCGGGGAGCGACUCGUGGGCGCCAACCACUGUGGGGAGCCUGGCGCUGGUGUGCCGGCGGACGCGCAGGAGGACGGGGAGCGGGACGGGCUGUGCGCGCUGGGUGGCGGCUGCACCGACCGCAAGGAGGCCGAGACCGAGUCCCAGAACAGCGAACAGUCGGGCAUCACGGUGGGCGAGUCCCUGGACCAGAGCAUGGAGGAAGAGGAGGAGGAGGACGCGGACGACGACGACCACCUGGUGCACCUGGAGGAGAUCCUUGCCCGCGUGCACUCCGACUACUACGCCAAGUACGACCGCUUCCUCAGUGGCGAGAGCUCCGAGGCCCCUGACAUCCGAAAGAUCGUCCCCGAGCUGCGCAGCAAGGUGCUGGCGGAUGUGGCUAUCAUCUUCAGCGGGCUGCACCCCACCAACUUCCCCGUGGAGCGCACGCGGGAGCACUACCACGCCCGGGCGCUAGGCGCGCGCAUCCUCACCCAGCUCGUGCUCGACCCCGACGACCCCGCCCGGCCCACCCACCUCAUCGCCGCGCGGGCCGGCACGGAAAAGGUGCGCCAGGCCCAGGAGUGCGGGCAGCUGCACGUGGUCAACCCCGACUGGCUGUGGAGCUGCCUGGAGCGCUGGGACAGGGUGGAGGAGCAGCUGUUCCCGCUACGCGACGACCAGGGCAGGGCGCAGAGGGAGGACAGCCCCGCGUCCUUCCCCGACAGGCAGAGCCUCCUCCCCACCGCCCUGUUCCACCCGACUCCCGUGCAUCCCAAGGCCCCGCCUGGUCCUGAAGUCCGGAUCUACGAUGCCAGCACAGGCAAACUCAUCCGCACAGCUGCCUCGGGCCCCGGGCCACCCGGUGCCCUGCCCCACGCGGGGCUCUCCUCCUUCAGGGCAGUGCAGCCACGCCCCCAGCAGGUGUUUGGUGAUGAGCUGCCCGACAGUCAGGAUGGGGAGCAGCCUGGUCCUUCCCGGAGGAAGCGCCAGCCCAGCAUGUCGGAAACCAUGCCUCUGUACACGCUGUGCAAGGAGGACUUGGAGAGCAUGGACAAGGAGGUGGACGACAUCCUGGGCGAGGGCAGCGACGACAGCGACAGCGAGAAGAAGCCCCCGGAGGAGGAGGAACCGGGGCGCGGCCUAUCGCCCGAGGCCCUGGGGACGCCGCGGGGGCGCCGGCUGGAGAGGAGCACUGCAGAUAGCCGGGGGCUCAGGGGCCACAAGAGGAAGCUGAACGAAGAGGAUGCGGCCAGCGAGUCUAGCGGGGCAUCCAGCUGCGAGGACGAGGAGGGGGGCAGCUCAGAGGCGGACGAGAUGGCGGCUGCGCUGGAGGCCGAGCUGGGUGACCUCAUGUGACCUGGGACAGCCCGCAGCUCACCCACGAUAGGAUGUGUCUGUGUGCAGAGCUCCACCUGCAGAAAUACUAUUUUGCAGAAAUAGGUGUUUUUAGAAGUUACCACAGGAAGGCCAACUUGUUAAGGACAGCGCUGUGGGGAGCGCGGGCCACACCAGAGACCGUCAUUGAGCUCAGCCGAGCCACACGGCAGGGCCAAGCAUGGGGUCUGUCAUCAGAGGAGGGGUGUGGGCUGGAGCGUGGGGUCUGUCAUCAGAGCUGGGGGGGCACUUGUGACGUCAGUGCUGUAGCACGUCACUUAGGGUGAGGCCUGGGGCCCCGACGAGACUCAGGGGAUGGUGCGCGGGAGUCCAGCGGCGUCCUGGCUCUCCUGACGGAAGCGGCGGCGUGUGCACGGUUUAAGUGAGGCUGCGCGGCACGCACACCUGCGCAGAGCGUGGAUGGGCCGGGGGGCGCCCGGUGUGCUGUGGCCCGUGGGGGCCCUGACACCAGGUCCCAUGGCUCCGCGCCCAGGCCGCCUCCUCACUCCCAUGGGGAUCGAGACAAAGGCCACUGCCUUCGGCUCCUUCGUGAGAUCAGAUGUAAAGUUUUGUAUAUCUAUUUCAUAUGUGACCCACCAAACAGAUUUUUCUUUCAUUUAAUAAAACUUUUUUUUGUAA
Molecule: messenger RNA, 3459 nt
Organism: Odocoileus virginianus texanus
Lineage: Eukaryota; Metazoa; Chordata; Mammalia; Artiodactyla; Cervidae
Gene: CTDP1
Product: CTD phosphatase subunit 1
Cellular component (GO): nucleus
Molecular function (GO): RNA polymerase II CTD heptapeptide repeat phosphatase activity
Source: RefSeq, a predicted model, not a curated record